UGGUCAGGUCCAGCCCAAUUUCUGGCCAGAUCUUGUCAUGCGAACCUCCACGCAAAACGGACGGGAGUGCAUAUGACCUCAAUCCGGCGAUUAGGGUUUGCGGGUUCUCAUGUACCUCGUUAUAAAUCCAGCACUCGGGGAUUUUCUCUCUCCUCCUCCCGCCACCUUCUCUCCAAUUCCUCCCGUCGGUGCUCGCUGUGGUGUUCUGAGGGAGGACAAUGGCGGCGAAGGAGGCUGGGGCGAAGCACGGUGGAUCGUUUCCCCGCCACGAGCCCAAGGCAGCGCCGCCCAAGCCUGCCGAGAAGGCCCCCAAGUUCUACCCCGCCGACGACGUCAAGACCCCCAUCCCCAAUCACCGCAAGCCCAAGCCUACCAAACUCAGGCCGAGCAUUACGCCUGGGACGGUAUUGAUUCUUCUUGCGGGGAGGUUUAUGGGGAAGAGGGUUGUCUUCUUGAAGCAGUUGCCUUCGGGAUUGCUUCUUGUUACUGGGCCCUUCAAGAUCAAUGGAGUUCCUCUGCGUCGUGUGAAUCAGGCUUAUGUCAUUGGAACGUCCACCAAGAUUGAUAUUUCUGGGGUUGAUGUGGAGAGAUUUGAUGGCAAAUAUUUCACAAAGGAAAAGAAGAAGAUGGCAGAGAAGAGUGAAAAUGAAUUUUUUGAUGCACAGAAAGAGGAAACCAAGGCACUCCCACAGGAGAAGAAAGAUGACCAGAAGGCCGUGGAUGCCCAAUUGACUAGAGCCAUUGAAGCUGUCCCGGACUUGAAGGCCUAUUUGGGUGCUAGAUUUUCUCUCAGGGCAGGCAUGAAACCACAUGAGCUUGUUUUCUGAAAUGGCAACGAAAACAUUGGAGCAGCUUUCCUCAGUGCUGUUCAGUCUUCAGUUUUAAGUGGUUACUUCCAGUUUUGGAUGCGAGGAAAUGAAGUUGAUCUUUUUUCUUUUUUUCUUGUGUUUUGGUUUGUCGUUCACGAGGGAUGUUUACUCUGGUCUUAUUUGGUGGGUCGGAUAUUUAGUUAUAUCUGAAUUAUUACUAGAUUGAUACACAUGUUAUUUUUUACCUUUUUUUAAGAAUGAACUUCUCAGCACCAAGAGUAGUUCCA
Messenger RNA from Elaeis guineensis (African oil palm), 1096 nucleotides. Its product is annotated as large ribosomal subunit protein eL6. Gene Ontology annotation, cellular component: ribosome; cytosolic large ribosomal subunit. Gene Ontology annotation, biological process: cytoplasmic translation; ribosomal large subunit assembly. Gene Ontology annotation, molecular function: structural constituent of ribosome; RNA binding. Lineage: Eukaryota; Viridiplantae; Streptophyta; Magnoliopsida; Arecales; Arecaceae. The record is from RefSeq and is a predicted model, not a curated record.